AUGGCGUCGCUGUGGAACGAGAGCUCGGCGAUGAUCCUCGGGUUCGAACCUGGCGUGCAUCCGUUCAGCCGCCUCAAAGACUUCAUCGGCAAGGCGCCGUGGGUCGUGCUCCGCAACACGCCGCUCAGCAACACGGAGAGGACGGUCCAGCCCUCGUACGCACGCGGUGCUCCCUUGAUUCUGGCUGUGUCGAUUCAGAUCGCCAACAGCCCCGGCGCGGGCGACAACACCGCCUCGCUCGAGCGAAACUACGGCGUGGCGAGCGACCGAGGGCGCGAGGUGCGAGCGGUUACUCUCGACAACGAGCUGCGGCGGCGCGGGCUUGACGGCAGAGAGGUGCUGCUGCUCAAGGUGGAUGUGGAGGGGCACGAGCUCGCCGUGCUGCGCGGCGCCGACAAGGCGAUCGGCGAGGGGCGGGUCCCCUUCAUUCUCCUUGAGUACGGCGACAAGAUGUCGCCCGCGAUUUGGGGCGCGAUGAAGCGGAGGAACGACGCCACGCCGGCUGCACCGACGCCGGCGCUGCUCGAGGGUCCCUCCCUGUUCAGGCUGCAACGGUGGGCGGAUGGGCGGGGAUACGACACCUACCUGCUGGGCGAGGGCGACGGAGGGCGGCCGGUGCUCGUGGGGGCGACGGGGCGCUACUGGCGGGACUCGCUCGAGGUCUGCCGCGACAAAGGCCAAAAGUGGUCGCGCGACGGGCGCCUGUGGGAGAACUUCUCGGCAUGGGACCCCUCGUGGUCGGCCGUGUGUUGGUACGACGUGCUGCUGGUGCUGCGCAAGCCGCUCGAGCCGCAGCUGCGACAGCUCCUUCUGGAGCGCACCAGCCUGCCUCCGAGGUUCUGCAGGCGGCUGAGCGAUGGCUGGUACCCGACCUGGGUGGACGCGCCGACGCCGGAGCGGCUCUGCUGCUCCGUGCAGAACCUCAAGCAGACGGACGUUUGCGGCACGUUCGUGGCUUGUGCCGGAAGCGAAAAUAACCCCCCGCUUCGAGGUUUGCGGCACGUUCGUGGCUUGCGACGAGCACGCUGA
Molecule: messenger RNA, 1029 nt
Organism: Emiliania huxleyi CCMP1516
Lineage: Eukaryota; Haptophyta; Isochrysidales; Noelaerhabdaceae
Exons: 3
Coding region: 1-1029 (342 amino acids)
Source: RefSeq, a predicted model, not a curated record